AUGUCCCUCGACCUCAAUGAUGGCUUCGUCGCCGCCGACGCCGGCCCCGGACUCGACGACAACCUGCCCAUUUUCACCGUCGAGCGAGUCCAGCUUCAGUUCUCCAUCGCCGCCGACUUUGUCGCCGCGCAGGUGGCCAACAAUGUCAUCAUCCUCGCCCUCUCCAACGGACGCAUCCUGCGCAUCGAUCUCAACCGCCCAGAGGACAUUGACGACAUCGACUUGCCCAAGAAGUCGUCCGAGGUUGGCGUCAUACGCCGCAUGUUUCUCGACCCGACCGCGUCGCAUCUCCUCAUCUGCACUGCUCUGGGUGAAAACUACUACCUGCACUCGCAGUCGAAGCAACCGCGCCCGUUGGGCCGCCUGCGCGGCGUCACGAUUGAGAGCGUUGCCUGGAACCCUUCCCUGCCGACUGCGUCUACGCGAGAAAUCCUGCUGGGCGCCGCCGAUGGCAACAUCUACGAAGCCUUCAUCGAAAUGUCCCACGAGUUCUACAAGAAGGAGGUGAAGCAUCUGAAAACCCUGCACAAGCUGCCCGAUGGGCCCAUCACGGGCUUGUGGGUCGACAACCUGCACACAAAGUCGGACCUGCGGAGGGUCGUCAUUGCCACGCAGAGCAGGAUAUUCCACCUCGUCGGCAAGCUCGGCCAUGCACACGACGCCUACUCGACCCUGGCCCUGUCCCCAGACGUCCCCGAAAUGAACCCAUACUCCGAGGACGCCCCCGACCGAGCAUACGCCUGGCUGUCAUCCCAUGGCAUCUUUCAUGGGAAGCUCUCCAACACCCCGGCGGACAACAGCCUGGGCUCGCGCGUGUUUUCCGAGUCAAAGAUGCUGGGCGUGGCGCAGAUGCUCACAGCGGAAUCGUCGGGCAGGCGACGGCCGGCCUCGGAGACGAUUGAUGCCAUGGCGCUCACUCAGUGGCACAUCAUCAGCCUCGUCGGUGGCCGCGUCGUUGCCACGAACCGUCUGACGGGCAAGUUGGUCUCGGAGCACGAGGUUCUCGGUGCUGGCCAGAGGGCCAUAGGCUUCUCGGUGGAUAUGCAGAAAAACACCUUCUGGUUAUUCACGUCGGACGAGAUCCACGAGAUUGUGGUGCGUGACGAGGACCGGGACAUUUGGCAAAUCAUGAUGGACAACAAGCAGUUUGAGCCGGCGCUGCAGCAUGCGCACACUCGGACGCAAAAGGAGACGGUGGCAGCGGCAUACGGCGAUCAUUUGGCCAAGAAGGGCCACUGGAACGAAGCGGCCACGGUAUAUGGCCGGAGCAACAAGCCGUUCGAGGACAUUGCACUGAGCAUUAUCGACAACAACCAGCCCGACGCCCUCCGGCAGUUCCUCCUGACCAAACUGGCCACGGCCAGCAAGUCUGCCGCCAUGCAGCGGAUCAUGGUGGCGGGCUGGCUGGUCGAAGUGUUCAUGGCCAAGCUCAACUCUCUCGACGACACCAUCAUGACGCAGGCGGAGCUGUCGGAGAGCCUGAGCACGGGCGAGUCGCGGAAGCUGCUCGAGGCUGUGCGAAAGGAGUAUGAGGAGUUUGUCGGCAAGUACAAGGGCGACUUGGACCGCAGCAUGGUCUACGACGUCAUCAGCAGCCACGGACGCGAAGCGGAGCUGCUGUACUUUGCCGACGCCGUCAACGACUACAACUAUGUCCUGUCGUACUGGGUCCAGCGCGAGCGAUGGCCCGAGGCCCUGGCCGUCCUCAAGAAGCAGACGGACCCCGACGUCUUUUACCGGUACAGCAGCGUCCUCAUGACGCGCGCGCCGCAGGAGACGGCGGAUAUCCUGAUGAGACACGCCGACCUCAACCCGCGCAGUCUCAUCCCGGCCCUGCUCGAGUACAACCGCAACCUGCCUGGCGAGGUCAACGCGCAGAACCAGGCAAUCCGAUACCUCAACUACGUCGUCUUCCAGCUCAACUCCAAGGACGCGGCGGUCCACAACACGCUCGUGUCCAUCUACGCCUCGCAUCCCUCCAAGGACGAGUCGGGUCUCCUGUCGUACCUGCAAGCUCAGGGCGACGAACCGCGCUACGACCAAGACUUUGCCCUGCGGCUCUGCAUCCAACACCACCGCACGCUCUCGUGCGUCCACAUAUACACCAGCAUGGGCCAAUAUCUCCAAGCCGUCGACCUGGCGCUGUCUCACGACGAGGUGGAGCUGGGCGCGGUGAUUGCCGACCGGGCCAUGUCGAACCCGCAGCUGCGCAAGAGACUGUGGCUGGCGGUGGCGCGCAAGGUCAUUGCCAAGUCGGACGGCAUCAAGACGGCCAUUGAGUUCCUCAAGCGAUGCGAGCUGCUCAGGAUCGAGGACCUGAUGCCCUUUUCCCCCGACUUUGUCGUGAUUGACGACUUCAAGGAGGAGAUCUGCGGGGCGCUCGAGGACUACAGCCGCAACAUUGACAACCUAAAGAAGGAGAUGGAAGAGUCUUCGCAGACGGCGACCAACAUCAAGCUGGAUAUUGCGGCGCUGGACCACCGAUACGCGAUUGUGGAGCCGGGGGAAAAGUGCUACGUGUGCGGGCUGCCGCUGCUCAGCAGGCAGUUUUUUGUCUUUCCGUGCCAGCACUCGUUCCACUCGGACUGCAUGGGGCGCAAGGUGCUGGAGCAGUCUGGGAUGAGCAAGUCGUCGAGGAUCCGGGAGCUCCAAACACAGAUUCACAAGGGCCUGGUCAACGGCUCCAAGAGGGAGGCCGUGGUGGCCGAGCUGGAUUCUCUGGUAGCUUCCGCGUGUAUACUUUGCAGCGACUUUGCCAUUAAGAGAAUCGAUGAGCCGUUUGUGACGCGAAACGACAACCGGGAAGAAUGGGCUCUGUGA
Molecule: messenger RNA, 2820 nt
Organism: Hirsutella rhossiliensis
Lineage: Eukaryota; Fungi; Ascomycota; Sordariomycetes; Hypocreales; Ophiocordycipitaceae
Product: pep3/Vps18/deep orange family domain-containing protein
Exons: 4
Coding region: 1-2820 (939 amino acids)
Biological process (GO): endosome organization; vesicle-mediated transport; organelle fusion
Cellular component (GO): endosome; HOPS complex
Molecular function (GO): protein-macromolecule adaptor activity
Source: RefSeq, a predicted model, not a curated record